Molecule: messenger RNA, 1753 nt
Organism: Rana temporaria (common frog)
Lineage: Eukaryota; Metazoa; Chordata; Amphibia; Anura; Ranidae
Gene: ACAT2
Product: acetyl-CoA acetyltransferase 2
Exons: 9
Coding region: 120-1316 (398 amino acids)
Biological process (GO): fatty acid beta-oxidation
Molecular function (GO): acetyl-CoA C-acetyltransferase activity
Source: RefSeq, a predicted model, not a curated record
CAUCCAGGAAGGGCUGGUAGGCUGGUGAGACAGUAACGUGUGCUGCAAGUGUUGGCAGAGCUCAGGUCUUCUGUUGGUGAGAAGUGUACAGAGCAGAGGAAGGAGCCCAGUCCUGGAGAAUGACUUCUACAAAGGACCCCGUAGUCAUUGUGUCUGCUGCCCGCACACCUAUAGGUUCAUUUAAUGGAGCCCUGUCCACUCUGCCGGUUCAAACCCUGGGCACCGUAGUGAUCGGUGAAGUUCUGAAGAGAGCUGACAUUAAACCAGAUGAAAUCUCUGAAGUUAUAUUUGGACAUGUGUUGACAUCAGGUACUGGGCAAAACCCAACUCGCCAGGCUGCUGUAGGAGCCACAAUUCCUUACUCUGUUCCUGCAUGGAGCUGCCAGAUGAUCUGUGGUUCAGGCCUAAAGGCAGUAAGCCUUGGAGCUCAGUCCAUACUGACUGGGGAGUCUGAUAUUGUGGUUGCCGGUGGUAUGGAGAACAUGAGUCAGGCUCCUCACUUGGUCCAGAUGCGAGCAGGUGUGAAAGCUGGGGAUGUCCCAUUACAAGACAGCAUACUUUGUGACGGUCUUAAUGAUGCCUUUUACAAGUACCACAUGGGAAUAACUGCUGAAAAUGUGGCCAAACAAUGGAAAAUAUCCAGAGAGGAGCAGGACCAGCUAGCAGUUCAAUCACAGAACAGGACUGAGGCUGCACAAAAGGCUGGCCAUUUCGACAAAGAAAUUGUAUUCGUUGAAGUGCCUUCCAGGAAAGGUCCAGUUGUAGUGAAAGCCGAUGAAUUUCCUAGACAUGGCAGCAGUUUAGCAGCAAUGGCAAAAUUAAAACCUUAUUUCCUCAAGGAUGGGACUGGAACGGUAACCCCUGCCAAUGCCUCAGGAAUUAAUGAUGGAGCAGCAGCAGUGAUUCUCAUGCGGAAGUCCGAAGCACAUCGCAGACACCUCUCACCUUUGGCACAGAUUGUGUGCACAGCUCAGGCUGGUUUGGAUCCAUCAGUUAUGGGAGUUGGACCAAUCCCAGCCAUCAAAAAAGCUGUUGAAAAAGCUGGAUGGAGCCUUGAUGAUGUGGACGUAUUUGAAAUAAAUGAAGCAUUUGCAGCACAAGCAUUGGCAAUUGUCAAAGAAUUGGGGUUAAACCCUGAUAAGGUUAACAUUCAAGGAGGUGCCAUAGCUCUGGGACAUCCUCUUGGAAUGUCUGGUUGUCGAAUUUUGGUGACCCUUCUUUAUGCUCUGGAAAGAACUGGUGGGAAGAAAGGAGUGGCUGCCCUAUGUAUAGGUGGAGGCAUGGGAAUAGCAAUGUGUGUUGAACGAACCAGCUAAAAUCAGCAUUAUCCAUGCCUGCACUUGUUAUUUUUUUCUGAUUUUUUAAGGUUCAUCUUUUCUUUUUUUCUUUUUUUAAACACAUGCUCACGGGUUAAUAGAAAACAGCAACUGUUCCUAUUACAAAGUGCAAGUAUUGAAGAUGCACUGUAACAUUCCACUCAAGUUGCAAGUAAUUUUAGACAUAACUAAUCAUUAUUUUAGUAUAUUUUUAGCUUUAAUUUUAUACUUUUUGGAUUAAAUAUUCAUAUGUUUGGCAUCAAAACAAACUACAAGAAAGCAGAGUUUUUUUUUUACUAGGUUUUGCACAGAACAGUUGCAUUUACUGUGUAUGGAAGUUUAAGAAAAAAAAAACCAUUAACAAUAGUGGUUACUGAAAUACCAUUCUUUGACGAUGUUGGCUUUUGUAGUAGUUAAUAAAAUGACUUAAAUCGCAA